AUGGGUUCCCCCAUGCCGACGUCUCCCCGUUCACCCCGUUCUCCGGGGCCCCAUUCACCACACCUAGCUCAUUCCCCCCAAGCGAGUGAAGCCAGCUACCAUUCUCAUAGCAUCCCCCGCGACCAUGGCUAUGGCUACGAAGAGAAGAACGAACAGGCAGAGAGCCAACAAUCGCUUCUCUACCGCAACCAGCCUAGUCCAUUCAAUGCCCCAUUUGACGACCCGUAUGCCUCUACCGACUCCCUGCGACGUUACACUCUGCAGGAUCCAGGAGUGACCGUUUUCCCUGAUGGUCCCUACCAGGAGUCAAUGGCUUCGGCUUCGGCUUCAGGCUUCAAUCGCCGCUCGGGGGUUGCUUCUCCCAUGUCGGAGACUCCAUCCGAGGCAUGGCAACAGCGUCAAGCUCCUGGCUCUGGCCUCCGACGAUAUGCCACUCGAAAAAUUAAACUGGUGCAGGGCUCCGUGUUGAGUGUGGAUUACCCUGUGCCGAGUGCGAUUCAAAAUGCCAUCCAGAGAGAAUACCGAGAGUCUGAAGAGGGUUUCCCCGAAGAGUUCUCACACCUGCGCUACACUGCUGCGACAUGUGACCCCGACGAGUUUACCCUGCGAAACGGAUACAACCUGCGCCCCGCCAUGUACAAUCGUCAUACAGAAUUGCUGAUUGCGAUUACUUACUACAACGAAGACAAAGUCCUUACGGCACGAACACUCCACGGUGUUAUGCAGAACAUCCGUGAUAUUGUCAACUUGAAGAAAUCCGAGUUCUGGAACAAGGGUGGUCCGGCAUGGCAGAAGAUCGUUGUCAGCUUGGUCUUCGAUGGUAUCGAUCCCUGUGACAAGAACACGCUUGAUUUGCUGGCUACGGUCGGUAUCUAUCAAGAUGGAAUUAUGAAGCGGUCCGUUGAUGGACGAGAAACUGUCGCGCAUAUUUUCGAAUAUACUACUCAACUUUCCGUCACCUCCAACCAGCAGUUGAUCCGUCCCCAGGGCAACGAAGCCAGCAACCUCCCUCCCGUCCAAAUGAUCUUCUGUCUCAAGCAAAAGAACAGCAAGAAGAUUAACUCUCACAGAUGGCUCUUCAACGGUUUCUGUCGUAUUCUCAACCCCGAGGUCGUGAUCCUUAUCGAUGCCGGUACCAAACCUGGAAAGAAAUCCCUUCUCGCCCUCUGGGAAUCGUUUUACAACGAUAAAAACCUUGGUGGAUCUUGCGGCGAAAUUCACGCUAUGCUGGGUAAGGGUUGGAGAAACCUGAUGAAUCCUCUGGUUGCAGCACAGAACUUCGAAUACAAGAUCUCCAAUAUUCUUGAUAAACCUCUCGAGAGUUCCUUUGGUUACGUCUCUGUGCUUCCCGGUGCUUUCUCGGCUUACCGUUACCGAGCUAUUAUGGGAAGACCACUCGAGCAAUAUUUCCAUGGUGAUCAUACGCUAUCGAAACAGCUCGGAAAGAAGGGUAUCGAGGGAAUGAACAUUUUCAAAAAGAAUAUGUUCUUAGCUGAAGAUCGUAUUCUGUGUUUCGAACUUGUGGCCAAGGCCGGAUUCAAGUGGCAUUUGACAUAUGUCAAGGCAUCUAAAGGUGAAACUGAUGUUCCGGAAGGAACUGCAGAAUUCAUCAGUCAGCGACGUCGUUGGUUGAACGGUUCCUUUGCUGCUAGUUUGUAUGCUAUUAUGCAUUUCAGUCGGAUUUACAAGAGUGGUCAUAACAUCAUUCGAUUGUUCUUCCUUCAUAUUCAGAUGAUCUACAACUGUGUGGGUCUUAUUAUGACAUGGUUCUCUCUCGCUUCUUUCUGGUUGACCACUUCCGUUAUUAUGGAUCUGGUGGGAACUCCCGGUAGCUCGAACAAAAACAAAGGCUGGCCCUUUGGUAAUGAGGCAUCGCCUAUUGUGAACAAUUUCCUGAAAUACGGUUAUGUCUUCUUUCUCAUGCUGCAAUUCAUUUUGGCUUUAGGAAAUCGUCCGAAGGGUUCUCGUCUUUUCUACACGCUUUCGUUCAUAUACUUCUCCUUCGUGCAGGCUUAUACCAUGGUCAACUCGUUCUACCUUGUGGCGAACGCCUUCUUAGGAGGUACAUUGGAUUUCGACAUGAGCCAAGGCGUGGGUCAUUUCUUGAAGUCUUUCUUCAGCUCUUCCGGUGCCGGAAUUGUCUUGAUUGCAUUGGCAUCCACCUACGGUGUUUACUUCGUGGCUAGUUUCCUCUACAUGGAUCCUUACCACAUGUUCACCUCAUCCUGGGCCUACUUCACUGGAAUGACUUGCUCCAUCAACAUUUUGAUGGUUUACGCCUUCUGUAACUGGCAUGAUGUUUCUUGGGGUACUAAGGGAUCCGACAAGAGUGAAGCUCUUCCAGAAGCUCAAACCAAGAAGGAGGACGACAAAUCCAACUUCAUCGAAGAAGUGGAUAAACCACAGGCUGAUAUCGAUAGCCAAUUCGAGUCGACUGUCAAGCGUGCGCUGGCGCCGUAUGUUGAACCAGAGGAGCAGGAUGAGAAGAGUAUGGACGACUCUUACAAGGCCUUCCGAACCAACUUGGUUCUUCUGUGGAUUUUCAGCAACCUGAUUGUUGUGCUCCUCAUCACCGCCACCGGUGUCCAGCGUUUCUGUCUCACUAACACGUCUACUGUUCGGACUGCAAACUACUUCUCUGCCAUUCUGUGGACCACGGCUGGAUUGUCCCUGUUCCGUUUCAUUGGAUCCCUCUGGUUCUUGGGUAAAUCCGGUAUUCUCUGCUGCGUUUCUCGACGCUAG
This is a messenger RNA of Penicillium angulare, 2742 nucleotides long. RefSeq lists its product as uncharacterized. Gene Ontology annotation, cellular component: cell periphery; cell septum. The transcript is spliced from 7 exons. The record is from RefSeq and is a predicted model, not a curated record. Bases 1 to 2742 code for a protein of 913 amino acids. NCBI's taxonomy places the organism in Eukaryota, Fungi, Ascomycota, Eurotiomycetes, Eurotiales, Aspergillaceae. Gene Ontology annotation, molecular function: chitin synthase activity.